Messenger RNA from Plasmodium cynomolgi strain B, 9177 nucleotides. RefSeq lists its product as hypothetical. The record is from RefSeq and is a predicted model, not a curated record. Bases 1 to 9177 code for a protein of 3058 amino acids. The transcript is spliced from 2 exons. Lineage: Eukaryota; Apicomplexa; Aconoidasida; Haemosporida; Plasmodiidae.
AUGAUUUUUAACGCGAAGAAAGGGAAGGAGAAGGAGGGAGAUGGCGGGGGUGUCGGAGGAGGAAGCGAGGGGGCUCCAAGUGAUGGAAGUCAGAACGGGAUUAUAAACGACCAGGAGUAUGAAAGUUUAUUCCCGUCGAACGGACCCUACGGAGGAGGUCCAAAUUGCGGACCCACGUACGGACCAGAGUACACAAACAGCUGCAGCUACAGCUACAGUCAAAGUCACACACACAGUCAUAGCCAUGCUAACAUUAUGGAAUCGAUGUGCAUUAACGAAAUAAAAAGUGCAGAGGAGGACGAACUAUUUGACGAUUCCAAGCAUCAUGACAAGGAUGAAUUGAUAACAAAAUUGAGGAGUAAAUUGCAAAUUAAAAUAAAGGAUUAUAACUUAAUCAUGGAUACACUAAUAAGGACGAAAGAAGAGUGUGUACAGAGGAAUGAGCAAGUGAAGGAAUUACAGAAGAGAAACAGUCACGUGGAAAAGGAGUGCGAAAAUUUGAAAAAUAUUAUCGAAAGGAAGAAUAUAGAAAGUGACAUGCACUACGGAGGGAAGGGGAUCAUUUGGGGAACCACAGAAGGGGGAGCAGCGGGAGGGGCAGCUGGUGGAGCAGCUGCAGGACCAACCAAUUAUGCACGUUACAAGAACGAAUACGACGAGGUGAAAAUUAAACUAGCCAAGGUUGAAGAGAGGUAUAAAGAAAUGAAUCGAAAAAAUGAAAAACUAAGCGAAGAAUACAGCAACAUGAUGAAAGAAAAACUAAAACUAGAAACAGAAAUUAAUCAACAAAUGGAUGAGAUAAAAAGAAAAAACAUGAAGCUGAAAGAAACAAACGAACAACUCAAAGUGGAGAGAGAACAACUACUGAACAAGUACCUUCAGAGUGAAAAAAAUAAUUUUAAAACCAUUAAAGAAAAUAAAGCACAAGUACAGGCCCUUCGAGAAAUGAUACUUAAAGAAGAAACGAUGAGAAAAAAAUCGAUGGAAAAUUUGAAUAAAGCAAAAGAAAUUUUGAGCAAGUCCUUGGCUACAUCAGAGGGUAGCAUUAAAAAGUUAUUAGAGGUGGAAAAAGAGAGAGAUGGAUUGAAAGAGCAAAAUGAUCAGUUAAAAAAGAAAAUGCAACAGUACAGAACCAAAGUGGAAAACAUGAAAGAAGCACUGAUACAGUUCGAACGGAUGUACAAAAAAAUUGUAGAAAAAAAUAAUCUCAUGUUUUCUGUUACUCAUGAAUUUUUGAAUGCAAAAAAUUGCAACGUAAUGAUUCUAAGAUCCACUAAUGAUAUCAGACAUGUAUGCGAGAAGCAUAAAAUUGAUUCCACUCUAUUUGAGAACAUAAACUGCUUCUCUGCUCUGUACACAUAUGAAGUAAUUUUUAACACCCCUCUGCCUGACUCGGACGACUCGUUAGAUGAGCAAGAUGGGAAAAAAAGAGAUCAUGAUAAGUAUAUAAAAAUUAAAAAAAAAAAGUUUAAAAGUUUGAAUUAUUUACUUAACGAAGCUCAAGUAAAAAUCAUUGCUCUUUCGAGGUCUAACGAAAAAAUGGAGAAGUGUUAUGUGAACGUGAGGAACAACCGGAUGAAGGAUGACAUGAGUCGAUUUGUGAAUAAAAACUAUCACAUCGAUCCGCUUACUCUUCAAGGAGAAAAGACACACAUGGAAAAUCUCCUUCAUGAGAAGUUAGAAUAUAUUAGAGAGGUGGAAAACAAAAUGAAGGAGAAAGACAUCGUCUUGCAGAAGCUUAAGGAUGCCAACUGUAGGAUAAAGUUGGAGAAAGAAACCCUGCUGAAGGUCAUAUCUUCCAUUUCGAACCUCUCCUCCUUUGUACACGUCGAUCGUAAUAAUAAGAAUUGCUCCAUAGAGAGCCUCGUCGAGGCUGCCGUUAACGACUGCGUAGGUCGGCACGUUAAGGGUGGUUGCCUUGUAGAUGACUGUAGUGGGAAGACUCCCUCCAAUGUGAGCAACAACUCUCUGCUGCAGGGUGGAGCUCCUGGCGCUACGGUUAACGGGGCGAUGAGCCUGGUUGGCUUUUGCGCAGAUGAAGAGGCAUGCAAAGCAGGCCGCGCACGUGCGCUGGCGGAGAAGGAGGAGGCCUUCCGUCAAAUUUUGGACAAUCUCGAGAAAGCCAUAGUCAGUAUCGAGAACAAGCAAAUGAGUUACUUUCGCCGCAGCGAUUUGCUCAGUUACUUUGACGACUACGUCAUCACAUUGGAGAUCUUUGGUCGGAUCGCCGAAUAUAAUGAAGAGUUCCGCGUGGAACACCUCCUGGAGGAUAAUCCAGUUGUUCAGCACCCCUCCUCCCAGGGUAUCCACACGGACCCCGUCAGCCUCUCCACGGAGCUUCACAAAUGGAAGAAGAAACACUCAGAAGAAGAACUUCUACACCAUUUAGAAGAAGCUAAAGUGAUUCAAAAAUACAGGCAGUUCUAUCACCAUCAUUUUAUUCACAUAAACACCAUUUUCAAUACCAUCGUGAGUUAUAAUCUCUUUGACAUGGAGGCAAAGUACAAAGUCGUAUAUGAGAGAUAUUUUAAUCUGUUUAAUUUAAAUUUCAGUAAUGUCGAAAUUUCCUUCGAUUUGCUUCUUAACCGAUUUGAAAGGAUAAUAAGGUUAGCGAAGAGAUACGAAAACACCGUUUUGGAGAGUAAAAAAAGGAUCACAGAGAUGAAUGUUAAUGAAGCGAAUUUGUUCGAACGGGGGAAGAAGCUUGAAUAUGAUUUGGAGAUUUUAUCGAAAGAGAAGGAGAAACUUCAAAGGUUGGUAAGUCUUAAUGAAGAGGAAAUAAAACGGGUGGUUAACAAUCACGCUGUUUUGCAAAAUGAGUGUAAAGAGCACAAGUGCAAAAAUGAUCUCUUAAUCGAUAAAUACGAACAGGUGAAGAAGGAGAAGCUACUCGUAGAGGAGGAACUCUCCAGCAGGCAAAUUCGAAAUGCUAAACUGAGUGAACAGAAUGAAGAAAUGAUUAAGCUAUAUGAGAAGGAGAAGGCAUAUCUCCACUCGCUAAUACAAGAGGAGAAAGAAAACAACCAAUUUUUGAGAGAAAAACUAAACUCUUUCUUCUCCCUAAAUGAACAAAUAAAAUCCGAUUAUGAUAUUAGAUUGAAUAAUAUGAAUGACCUUUGGGUCGAGGAGAAGGAGCACAAUAAGAAGAACCUAUCCGAUAUUGGCAAUUUGAAGAUGGAGAAUGUGAAUUUACUUCAACGGGUUAAAGAUUUGGAGAGUAAAAGCUCCUUGAUGAAGAAGGAGCUGAACGAGCGCAUCAAGCAGGGUGUAAACGUAACAAUGGGGGGGCCACAUCUCCCAAUGGACCUCGGAGGAAGUACGUAUCACCAAUCUAUCAUAGACGAAUUAGAAUACAAAGCAGAAAAAGAAGUAAAAAUUAAAAAGUUACAGGAAAAUAAAGCAGAUCUCGAAAGAGAAAUAAUGCAACUGAAAGGAGAGAAGGAAAUCCUAAUGGGAGUUAUCGAAACAUGGAGAAAUUUCAGCGCAUGCAGUAAGGACGAAAUUAAAAGAUUGAAGAGGUUGUGUAGUGAACAAGUGGAGAAACAUAAGGAGUUCCUUCUCUUAAACCAAUCGAAUGUAGAUAAAUUAAGGAAAAUAAAAGAUCAUUUAGGGAUAGAAAAAUCAAAGCAUGCCAAAGAAUUGGAUGAAACGAAGGACAAGCUGAAUGACCAAAUCGAUAAGCUACAAAACCAAGUAGCAGAGAAGGAACUCCAGGUGAAGAAACUCAAAUGGGAUUACGAGCAGUUGGAAAUCAAAAUAAAAGCUUUAGAAAGUGAGAAAAAUAAUCAUCUAGGUAUGAAGCAGAAGGAGGAAGAAUACAUAGCUCUCCUCAAAAAUGAUAAAACCAAUUUGCAGAAGGAACUGAAUGGACUUCUCCAGAAGUAUCACUCCCAAGUGGAACAAAAUAAAAAAAUAGUCAACGAAAGGGAGGUCAUAAUUAAUUGUCACAAGGAAGAAAUAAGUAAUUUGAAGGACCUUUUGGAAAAUUUAAAAAAAGAAAACUCACAAUUAAAUGAUAUGUUUAGAACGAGAGCCAACCUAAACGACAAUCAAAUACUCAAGACGAGGUUAGAACAACUAUUGGACGUUAACAAAGAUCUGCAGGAAGAACUGCACCAUAACUGUGCCCUACGGGAUAAAGUAAAUUUUGAGAACUGUGAACUGAAGCAGAAGUUACAGGUUGAGAAGGGGAAACUACUCCAGCAGCAGAAGUACAUCGCGGAGUUACAGACCAACCUGACAGAUAAAAACAGCGUAGGAAAUAUGAACGAUGAGUUUGUUGUUAGUCUUAAAGCAAAUUUGCAUAAGUCUAGAGUAGAGCUGCAUAACCUAGCAAAGGAAAUCGAGAAGGUCCAGCUGAAUGAGGAGAAGUACGUGGUGAAAAUAAAGCUGUUGGAGAACCAGCUGUCCAGGAGAGAAUGCGAGAAGAAGAAGAUGGAACAACAGUUGGAGCAGCAGAGUAGUGAACACGCUAUCCAUUUUAACAGAAUUAGAACCGAUUUGGACGUCGUGAAUGAGCAGAACCGAGUUCUUCGACUCGCUAAAGAGGAACACGAAAGGAAGAUUGAACAGCUGGAGAAGGAAAACCAAUUUUUUCAGUCCACCAAGAACAACGACACGGUGAUUGUAGAGAAGGAGAAGCUGCAGAGCCAAGUGACGCAGCACCUCGCCAUGAUUAACGCCAAGGAGAAGCAGAUCAUUGGCUUGAACUUCCAAAUUAGGAAGCUCACCAAUGAGAACGCCGAGAUGAGGGCGCGCGCAGGAUUAGCGGCAGGAUUAGGGGCAGAAGGGGGAAUCGCGGAAGAAGGGGCAUCCGUGACAGCCGCGAACGCCACCAACGCCGCCAACACCGCCAACGCCGCCAACACCGCCAACGCCGCCAACACUGCCAACACCGACGUGUCGCUCGAAAUACACAAGUACAUCAGCGAAAACAUAGACCUCACGGCGGAGCUAGAGAACAGAAACGAAGUGAUCGAGCAGUGCAGGGAGGAGGCGAAGCAGAAGGACAAGGAAAUUAACAAAUUGCACGACGAGAUCGCCGCUCUUUCUCGAAGUAUGACCAAGCUGAAGGAGUCCCUCCUCGUUAUGGAGCAAUACAAGGAUAACAUAAAUAGGCACAUAAAGGAGAAGGACGAGAUCAUCGAUGGAUUGAAGAAAAAGUGCAGCAGCAAACUGGAUGAUGUAUUCCAUGGGUACACCGGCAGCAGUACGAACAGUGGCUUCUCUGCCUCUGCUUUGGAAAAUGCGAUGAACGCAUCAUCGGAAGAGAUCCUAAGCACGCUCAAAAAUAUGUCUGCAAAUGAAGGAGGAGUUCCUGGAGCAUCCCCGAAUAAUGGAGAAUCCCCGAAUAAUGGAGCAUCCCCUUCGAACGGAAACGAACACAUCGUCAUUAUUAAGUGCAACAUACUGAAGCUGUUUAAACUGGGAUCAUGCUACCUCUACAUAAUUAAUCGUAACAUGAAAGAAAUUCAAAUUUUAAAAAAUCAAGUUAGUUCACUUAAGCAGAACAUACAGACGCAGAAUGAAUUUAUCCAUAAUCUUAAGGCAAAAAAUAAAAACAACGAAGUGAUUCAAGUAAAUAAUUUGGACCAAAUCGCACAGCUGAAGGAUAAUAUACAGACGAGUGAAAUCUCCAUACAGAGCUUGAGGACUGAUCUCAAGAACACCGAAGAGAUGAAUAAAAUGCAUGCACUCAAUCUAGGAAAAUACAAAAGCUUUAUUGUUCAUCUCAUCCAACAGAACGUAAUUAUAUGUGAUAUAUUUAAAGUGGUGAAUUCAAGGAAGAGAGUUGAAGCUUCCAUACUGGAUCAACUCAGGAGCUUGAAGAAGGCCUUCCAUUUGUAUAUGCAGGACUCAAUUAUGAACGAGCUAAAGGGGAGUGUAGGAUAUGGAGGCUCCACCAUGGCUGCUAUGCAGGAGGGCAGAUGGCCCAACGUAAACUACGAUAUCGUUGAGGAUGUUUUUCAGAAUGUUCAGAGAUUUGCUAAUAAUUUUAAUUCCAUGAUAGAAAAUGGGCAGGCUGAUUUUAUGAAUUUCCGCGCGGAGGGAGAUCUGGCCAGCAGUGACCCGGUUAGCGGUGACCCCGUCAGCGGUGCAUCCAAUGUUGAUGCCAGGGAACCCUUGCGAGAAGGCCAAGCUGGAAAAGAACAUGUACUCCCCUCCACUAGUGAAAGAAUCGGAAUUACAGAUUCGGGACAGAAUCAGAACCUUGUGGAGGAUCCAAGUGAGGAGCAAAACCCCAACGGGGAGGCUUCCCAAAGAGGAGAGGCUUCCCAAGGAGGAGAGGCCCCAAACCAGGGAAACAUUGAUGGAACGGCGGUUCAUGACGAUGAAGCAGAUGGAAAAGCAAGCGUUAGGGGAUACCUCUCGGGGGAGGGAUCACAAGAAAAAGUGGAGAUCCCCCAGGGGGGUUCCAUCAUCCCGUCAGAUGAACAGGACGGAAGUCAAAGAACGAACAACGAAACGUUGAAGCGAUAUGAGGAGAAUGUCUUGGAGGACGAGCAUCAGGCGGAGAGGCAGUCGUCGCGCACGUCGGGAAACGUCAGCGGAAGAGGCAGCUCCGACGGAAGAGACAGCUCCAAGGGAAGAGGCAGCUCCAACGGAAGGGGCAGCACCGGUGGAAAUGUCACCGGUUUCAUUCGAGGCAUUUUCCGAGGCAUCAUUCGCGAAAAGGACGAGGAAAAUAAGACUGCACAGGAACCGAGUGAGGCGGCUAGUCUUCGAGUUGAGGACGACGGUGGAUCGUCCCACCGCAGCGCAAACGGAUUAGUUGCAAGCAUUGAGGAAGACGCUGGUGUUGUUACUUCUGGCUUGGAAAAGGGAGUAGACAGUUCGGCGUCGUGCGGGGAAGCGAAUGGUAAUGAGCAGGGUGACACCGUUCAGUCAGUUCAGUCAGUUCAGUCAGUUCAGUCAGCUCAGUCAGCUCAGUCAGCUCAGUCAGCUCAGUCAGCUCAGUCGGCUCAGUCGGCUCAGUCAGUUCAGUCGGCUCAAUCUCCUGAAGGGGAUAAAGAAAACGUGGAAGAUGGAGGGGAAACCGGCGCGGAGCUGUGCGUUGGCGAAAUGGAUGCCUCGCAUAUUGUAGUCGGUGUGGAAGGAGAGGAGGACAGAUCGCAUAACGCGGAACACGAGGAGGGGGCAGCCGAUGGUGAGGAGGAAAUUGCAGGGGGGUCGACUCCAACGGGGGAGUUAUGCAACAUGGGAGGAGAAAUAAACCCUGAUGGGGGCGAGAGCCCCAGGGAGGGUGAUGAACUGCAUAAGGACGAAGCGCUGCCUGACCAGCUAAUGCCUGACCAGCUAAUGCCUGACCAACUGCUGCCCGACCAGCUGCUUCCUAACCAACCGCUGCCCGACCAGCGGCUGAGCGAGCAAGGUGAGCAUCCGGCAUGGGUUCCCCUGACAUCCCGCGUGAUGAACGACCUCAACGGACCCAGCGGUCGCAUGGUGAGUCCGUUUAGAUCGCAUGUGUCCGAAGACAAUUAUGACAUGGGGGAGGGAAAAGGAAUGAAAAAAAGAAAAUACAACUCCGACUCAGAAAUGGUGAACCCGAACUGGCCUACAUUUACGAGGCAUUUGAAGAAGCUCAAAAAAACUGCGGAGGGUGUGCACAGUCAGCAGGGGGAGCAGCAACCUGAGCAGUCGUAUCAGUCGCAGCAGCUGCAGCAGCAACCGGAGCAACCGCAAGAACCGCAAGAACCGCAAGAGCCGCAAGAGCCGCAGCGGAGUGACGGGGAAGGGGAACACAUCGGCCAUAGAAGCGGAGAGUCCUUUCACGAGGAGGGGAGCUACAUGGGCGAUGGUGGUAGUUACCCCCACGAUGAUGAAGGAAGCAGGCAGGAUGACCUGAACGCUGAAUUGCACACACACGGGAGGAAAGAAAACAUAUUUUUCGAGUCCAUCCAAGGAGUGGGUCACCUAAGGGAGGAGGUACACCACUCAAGAAAACCCUACGAUCAUGCCGACCAAAACGUCCUCCAAGGCAAUCAGUACCAUAAAGGAGAAGAAGGAGAAGAAGAAGAGGAAGGAGAAGAAGCAGAGGAAGAGGAAGAAGCAGAGGAAGGAGAAGAAGCAGAGGAAGGAGAAGCGGAAGAAGAGGUAGAAGAAGGAGAAGAAGCAGAGGGAGAGGGAGAAGAAAAUCACGAAAUGGAGAGCAACAGAAGCUGUUAUGUAAUCUCGUCAGAUGAUGACUGUGAGAGGAAUGACGACAAUGGAAGGGGGGCACUCGCGGGGGGACAGCAGCGGGGCUCUGAAGAGGAGGAAGGCGACGACGAAGGAGAAGAAGAGGAAGAGGAAGACGAAGGAGAAGAAGAAGGCGAGGAAGGCGACGACGAAGAAGGAGACGAUGAUGAGGAUGAGGAUGAUGGAAUGGGUGAAUACGAAAAUGAGGAGUACGAAAAUGAGCAGUACGAGCAGGAGGACUACGAGAAUGAGCAGUACGAACAGGAUGAAGAGGAGGACGAGGACGACGACGAGGACGAUGGCGAAGACGAUGGCGAGGACGAUGGCGAGGACGCGAAUGAGCAAUUCGAGCAGUAUGAAGAGUACGAUGCGGCCGCAGAGGAGGAGGAGGACUAUGGCCAGUACAAUGGGGGUAACUCCAAGGACGAGGUGGGCGAAACAGAUGAGAUGGGCGAAGCGGACGAGAUGGGCGAAGCGGACGAGAUGGGGGAGGAGGAGGAGUAUGACCAGUACGAUGAGUACAACGAGAGAGAUCCGGAGGGGGAAGAAGGGGAGGAAGAAGGGGAAGAAGAAGAUGGCGAGCAGGACGGACAAGGUCCAGGAAGAGGGCUGUCCGAAAAUGACCCCCUGGAUAGCUACAACGAAAAUACUGACAGUCCAGUGAGCACCCCCUAUCGUCACCAUGGUGAAAGUACCUAUGACGAUCAGCCCAACAAUGAUUUCUCCCAAUCUGCGCAUUCCGACGGGAGUAAUGAACAGGGGGAAGAGCACCCUGUUCUGUUCAACCCGUCCAAUGUAACGAUGGCACAGAAUGACGUGUCAUACGAGGAGAAUGCGGAUCAAGGGGGGGCCAUUAGCAUACCGUCUUCGCAUGAAAACAAUGAGGACGUGUUUGACAAGCAGGGGGCGGACACAGAAGGGGGUGCAGAAGGAGAUGCCGAGGAGGGCGAGCAGGAUGAGCAGGACGAGCAGGACGAGCAGCAAGCCCAAGAGCACUAG